AUGCUAGUAAUUAAAGCAGAGGAAAACAUAUAUCCAAAAGAACCAAGUAUUGUACCUAAAAAUAUAGAUGAUAUUCGAUUUGAAAAGGUGUCANUACUAGAUAACCUAAAAUUAUUAAACAGUUAGAUAUCUAUGAUAAAAUCGAAUAAUGGGGAGAAUGGCUUUGGGUUAAAGCUUAAGCUAUAUUUUGGAUAUCAGUAGCAAUAGCUAUUGUUUAUUAUUCAAACUUUUUUAAAUAAUUGUUUCACAAUGAAAAUAUCAAUGAGUAAUCAAAAACAAUCAAAUUAGACUAUUUCUCACAUUUGCAUUAUUAUUUAUUGGCAUGAGUAUAAGCUUAUCAUUAUAUGCUGCAUUCUAUUUACCUUGUAUAAAAGGAAUAACUGAGGAUAUUGAAACAUACAAUCCAAAAGCUAUAUAAUUAGGUGCCUUUGCUGGCUUUAUGGGUUUUAUUACGUAUAUUAUUAGUUUUUUUAAUUUAGUUUAACCAUAGCUAUUUGGCCUGUUUUUGGAUGGUGGAGUUUUCCUAUGUUAUUUGCUAUGUUCUUAGGUUUUAUUAAUACAGGUCAUUUCUUACCAAAUCAUCAAUUAAGUGGACUCUUAUUUGGAGCCAUUUUUAUUGGAGCAUUUUUCUCACAUUAUUAUAUUGAUCAUGAUGGUUAUAUGCAUUGA
Messenger RNA from Paramecium sonneborni, 669 nucleotides. NCBI's taxonomy places the organism in Eukaryota, Ciliophora, Oligohymenophorea, Peniculida, Parameciidae. The record is from the annotation of a GenBank genome assembly.